Molecule: messenger RNA, 7331 nt
Organism: Sebastes umbrosus (honeycomb rockfish)
Lineage: Eukaryota; Metazoa; Chordata; Actinopteri; Perciformes; Sebastidae
Product: signal-induced proliferation-associated 1-like protein 2
Exons: 22
Coding region: 546-5771 (1741 amino acids)
Biological process (GO): activation of GTPase activity; regulation of small GTPase mediated signal transduction
Cellular component (GO): cytoplasm
Molecular function (GO): protein binding; GTPase activator activity
Source: RefSeq, a predicted model, not a curated record
UUAUUUUACUCUUUUCUUCCAUCUUUCUCCAUUUUCUCCCCAAACUAGUUACUAGAUAAAGGAGCAGAGUGAAGGUUUGCUGUUGUUUAUUUUAGAGCCUUUCUGCUGUGAAGUGUGGCGGACUUCUCUCAACAAGUGGCUGACGGAUUUAAUGCACUCGGAUAGCAUCUCCACAGUGGGCUCAUUACCACAGUGGCUCACAGGGCUUUGAGUCAUCUGCUCUUAGGAUUUAUGGCUCUGACAAAAAAAGGACUCUCUUAAUCAGAUCCAACUCUCCCAGCUGUCGUUCUGCAUUGGCGGCACGCUGUGAGAAAAGACUCCACUCCGCUGUGCCUCAGCGCCCCUCAGACACUUGUCCUUGACAUCCAAAUGCUGUGUUGAUCGCCGUGCCAGCCGCCUUCUGUGAGUUAUGACGACGGCUGCUUCAUUGACUCAGGAACGAGGCUCCUCCUCCUCCUCCGCCGCCGAUCACCAGUGAGCAAAUCACAUGAUGUAAUGAAGAAGGGUCCUGAAAGUCUGCUCUUCGAGGAGUCUGCCAGCAGGAUAUGAGUAUUUUGAGUCCUGUGACGGAUAACAAAUCAAACCUCGUGGGAACUGUGGGAGGCCCAGAAGAAUACUCCAGAGCGAUGCAGUCAGAGGAGCUAUUCAACAGGAAACUCAAAGCUCUGAAUGGUAGCAUGGGACCACCAGCCCCCAGCAUGCAGGGGAAACCUGACGGCAAAACAAAUGGUAAUCCAGCCAUGCCUAAAAUGGGCGUCAGGGCCAGGGUGACAGACUGGCCACCAAGGAAAGAUGGAUGGGACGGACGGCCUUCACCGAACUAUCAGAGUGUGAUACCAGUAUUUCAGAACGGCCAGCAGGAGCACACUGUGGAAAUACUGGAGCAAGGCGAAGCAGUCUGCCUGGAGGUUGACUACACUGACAAAUACACACUGAGUGACCUCCUCAGCCACUCCCCACUGAAGGGCCUCCACCCUAUCCGCCAACGCAGUAACAGCGAUGUCACCAUUAGUGACAUUGACUCUGAGGACAUAAUGGACCAGAACGCUGUCAAUCCAAACACCGGGGCGUCGCUGCACCGCGAAUACGGCAGCACAUCCUCUAUUGACCGCCAGGGCCUGAGCGCAGACGGCUUCUUUACCAUGCUUAGGGGCUACCGAGUGGACACCCUGGACCACCGUAGCAUACCGCCUAUGGGUUUCCCAGAGUUGUUGCGCUGUGACGCCGCCCUCUCCCCCAGCCUGCAGACAGCAGCCCAGAUCGCCAGGGGUGAGAUAGUCCACAUCCCGGGCUAUGACUAUGUAGACAACUCUUUCAUCUACAGCCGGGAGCCGGAGAAGUCCUUCAUGAGGCGCCUUAAAUCUGAAUCGUCUGAAACAUCUCUCUUCAGGAAACUGCGGACCAUAAAGAGUGAGAGUGAUGCUUUGCGGCUCUCACUAGAAGACGACCGGCGACCACUCAGCUUCCAGAAAUGCUUUGCGCACUAUGAUGUCCAGAGCGUUCUUUUCAACAUCAGUGAGGCGGUGGCGAGCAGAGCUACCCUGAGCCAGAGGAAGAACACCACUACCGGGGCUUCAGCUGCCUCAGCUGGACUCGUGCCUGGAGCUGUGCUGCCCGGAGGUGGAGCUGUGGCCGGACCCGGACCCGGACCAGGGAUGGAUGGCGGAGCAGCAGGAUGUAGCAGUGGAAAUACACCCAUGUUUGAGUCUCCACUGGGCAGCAGGGAGGACUUGAACCCAAAGGAGAACCUGGAUGUCGAUGAGGGGGACGGGAAGAGCAACAGCUUAGUGCUGACCUGUCCUCACUUUCGCAAUGAGAUCGGCGGCGAGGGCGAGAGGAGGAUCUCCCUCUCCAGAGCCAACAGUGCCAACUACAGCGGUAUGUCCGAGAGCUGCUCUUUCGAAUCAUCUUUAAGUUCCCACUGCACCAACGCAGGAGUCUCUGUGCUGGAGGUGCCUCGAGAAAACCAGCCUAUCCACCGGGAGAAGGUCAAGCGCUACAUCAUUGAGCACAUCGACCUUGGAGCAUACUACUACCACAAGUACUUCUAUGGGAGAGAGCAUCAAAACUACUUCGGGGUCGAUGACAAUCUGGGGCCUGUGGCGGUCAGCGUCCGCAGGGAGAGGCUGGACGAUGGGAAGGAGAAAGAUGGAAUGCAGUCCAACUACCGAGUCACCUUCAGGACCAGUCAGCUGACCACACUGCGUGGAGCCAUCCUGGAGGACGCCAUUCCAUCCACUGCGAGACACGGGACUGCCCGCGGCCUGCCUCUGAAAGAAGUGCUGGAAUACGUCAUCCCUGAGAUUAAUAUCCAGUGUCUGAGGCUGGCCCUCAACUCCCCCAAGGUCCCGGAGCAGCUACUCAAGCUGGACGAGCAAGGGCUGAGCUUCCAGCAUAAGGUGGGAGUGUUGUACUGUAAAGCGGGCCAGAGCACAGAGGAAGAGAUGUACAACAACGAGAGUGCCGGACCGGCGCUGGAGGAGUUCUUGGAUCUGCUCGGUCAGAGGGUGCGCCUCAAAGGCUUCACCAAGUACAGAGCUCAGCUGGAUAACAAGACGGACUCCACCGGCACGCACUCCCUCUACACCACCUAUAAGGACUACGAGCUGAUGUUUCACGUGUCCACCAUGCUCCCCUACACGCCCAACAACAGACAGCAGUUAUUAAGGAAGAGGCACAUCGGCAAUGAUAUCGUCACCAUAGUAUUCCAGGAGCCCGGAGCCCUUCCUUUCACUCCGAAACACAUCCGCUCUCAUUUCCAACAUGUGUUUGUCAUCGUCAAAGUCCACAACCCCUGCACUGAUAACGUCUGCUACAGCGUGGCCGUGUCCAGAUCUAAAGACGUGCCUCCGUUCGGCCCUCCUAUUCCCAAGUCUGUAACUUUCCCGAAGUCGGCGGUUUUCAGGGACUUCCUGCUCGCCAAGGUCAUCAACGGAGAGAACGCCGCGCACAAGUCGGAGAAGUUCCGAGCCAUGGCGACUCGCACGCGGCAGGAGUACCUGAAGGACCUGGCUGAGAACUUUGUUAGCACGGCUACUAUUGACUCUGCUGUCAAAUUCAGCUUUAUCACCCUCGGAGCCAAGAAGAAGGAGAAGGUGAAACCCAGGAAGGACGCACAUCUGCUCAGCGUGGGCGCCAUCACCUGGAGCGUCCGCGCCCGGGACUUUGGCCAGUCGAUGGACGUGGACUGCUUGCUCGGCAUAUCCAACGAGUUUAUCGUGCUCAUCGAGGAGCAUUCAAGAAACGUGGUGUUCAACUGCUCUUGUCGUGACGUCAUUGGAUGGACCUCAGGGAUUAUGAGCAUUAAGAUCUUCUACGAGCGCGGGGAGUGUAUCAUGCUGUCGGCCCACGACAACUGCGGAGAGGACAUCAGGGAGAUGGUGCAAAGACUAGAGAUCACCACCAGAGGCUGCGAGACGUCAGAGAUGACGUUGCGCCGGAACGGCCUCGGCCAGCUCGGUUUCCACGUCAACUUCGAGGGCAUCGUGGCCGACGUGGAGCCCUUCGGCUUCGCCUGGAAGGCGGGGCUGAGGCAGGGCAGCCGGCUGGUGGAGAUCUGCAAGGUGGCCGUCGCCACUCUCACCCACGAGCAAAUGAUCGACCUGCUGCGCACAUCCGUCAGCGUCAAAGUGGUUAUAAUCCAGCCUCAUGAGGACGGCGCACCCCGAAGGGGCUGCUCCGAGCUCUACCGCAUACCCAUGGUGGAGUACAAGGUCGACAGCGAGGGUACACCCUGCGAGUACAAGACACCCUUUAGGAGAAACACCACCUGGCAUCGGGUGCCCACGGCUGCUGGGCCGCCGCUCUCCCGGGGCUCGCCCACGCAGGGCCCCGAUCGCCUGCAGUGCCAGCAGAUCCUCCAGCAGCACCAGGCGGCGAUCCCACGAAGCACCUCCUUUGAUAGGAAGCUGCCAGAUGGGUCCAGGACGAUGCAGGAUAUGGAGAACCCCCAGGUCACCUCAUGUAACAAGGGAGACCAGCACUACCGCAGCUCCCCCAGUAACCAGUCCUCCUCUAGUGAUCCAGGACCCGGCGGCAGCAGCACCUGGUCCCAGCAGCCUGGAUUCGAUGGGUGCCCCUCCCCUACCCUCCAUGAGCGGGCAGGUGACAUCCAAGGGGGUGACGGAGAGAUCCACAGGGAGCGGGAGCCCACCCUGGAGAGGACCAGGUCUGCAGAGGCCAAAUGGCACAUCCCCUCUACCAAGAUCCUGAAUCCUCUCAAGCAAAGAGAAGGAGGGAAAGACUCGCCCAACAAGCUGUCCAGGUCGGGCGAUAAAACCUCAAGCCACUCGAGCAGCAACACCCUCUCAAGCAACGCCUCCAGCAACAGCGACGAUAAGCACUUUGGCUCCGGAGAUCUGAUGGACCCGGAGAUGCUGGGCCUCACUUACAUCAAAGGGGCGUCAACAGACAGCGGCAUCGACACUAAUCCCUGCGUGGCCCCCGGGGCCCGGGUGCUGCUGCAGGGCAGGGUGGGGGAGCAGGGACACGCCUGGGUGUCGGAGCACCAUGAGGACGGGGCGUCAGAGGAGGAUCAUGGGAAACUGUACAUGCCGCAGGGCUACGCUUCUGCCAUUAUGUCUAGUCAUGUGACGGAAGGAAGCAUCGGGGACCUGAGCGAGAUCUCAUCACACUCAAGUGGCUCACACCACUCUGGCAGUCCCCUGGCCCGCGGUGCCCGAUACUGUAUGUCCGCUGACUCCUCCAAGGUGUACACCAUCCCCCAGACCAGCAGCUCAGGGCCAGCAGAGCCAGAGCCGGGUCCGGAGCCCAGCUCAGAGGCCUGUGGACAGACACGGCCACUCCCAGUGGGCGUGAAGACGACUGAUGAUGAUGAUGAUGCCCACAGCACUGAGGGACCUCCCAACAUUUCAGAGUGUGGAGGAGCGGAGAGCUUGUUAGCGUUCCUUCUCUCAAUGCUGUCUGAGCGUUCAAGGCAGCUGUACGCACAGGAGGCCGCCUGCCGGCUCCAGGCUGCCGAGCGGGACGGAAAAUCACUGCAGAGGCUUUCGAAAGAAGAAUACCUUAAAAUGAUGCUGCCCGACAGCCCUCCGGGUGAAGACAGGAGUCGGAAGGUGUCGGCAGUGGGCAGUCUGUCGCCGAGACGCUCCCUAUACCGGACGCUAUCAGACGAGAGUGUGUGCAGUAACCGCAAGGGUUCGUCCUACGCCAGCUCGCACAGCUCCAUGCUGGACCAAGCCAUGCCCAACGACAUCCUAUUCAGCACCACCCCUCCUUACCACAGCACGCUGCCUCCUCGCAUGGUCCACAAUCAGGGAGCGUCCAACCUAAGGAAUGAGUUUUGGUUCUCUGACGGCUCCUUGGCGGACAGGUCCAAGUUCAGCGACCCGGGCCUCAUGCCCCUCCCAGACACUGCCUCGGGCCUGGACUGGUCUCACCUGGUUGACGCAGCACGAGCCUUUGAAGACCAGCGCGUGGCGUCUUUCUGCACCAUGACGGAUAUGCAGCGGGCGGAGGCUCUGCAGAUCUCCAGAGAGCUGACCAGACGGGUGGCGGAGGCGGAGGGAGCAGCACUGGAAGCAGACGGCCCUCCCUCCACACUAACUGGCAAAGUCAACCAGUUGGAGGUGAUCCUCAGGCAGCUGCAGCACGACCUCAGAAAGGAGAAAGAGGAUAAGGCGAUGUUGCAGGAGGAGGUGCAACACCUGAGACAGGACAACAUGCGACUGCAGGAGGAGAGCCAGACGGCGGCGGCUCAGCUCAGGAAGUUCACAGAGUGGUUCUUUCACACCAUUGACAAGAAACCCUGAGAGUGACCUGCAGAAAGAGAGAGGGAGAUGGCCUUCACUCCUCCUGGGAAACUCCUACUUAAGACUCCCACAAACUCUAAAACAAACCAUUACCGGCCCCAGAGUAAUCUUUAAAAAGCCCCUGCUUAGGAGACUGUAGUGCAGCCCUGCGUGGAGAGACCUGAAACCCUGAUCUGGACCUUAGUUUUGGGAUCCUCCUCCUGUCUGAAGUGCGGGGCUGUUUCUGACGUUAGCGGAUUCUUUAUCCUGGCAAAAGAGACUCUUGGGAAAGCUCCUCAUCUCCAGCGCUGGAGAGGAAUUGAGAAAGGCAACCCGCCCGAGUCCCCGGGAUCAUCUUACAGUAGUGGAAUGUAAAGCUCAUUUGCUGUAGUCAACAUAUAAUCUACCUACGUCUGUCACGUCAGUCCACUGUACUGUAUACUCAGCUGUACUGUAUCGUACUGCGCACACUGUCACACAGCUGUUUCUGUGCCGGCCUUCACGGACGCAGGAGAGUAGAGAGGGCGAGGCGAGGAGGGGAGGAAUGUACUGGACAUAAUGAAGUGGUACUUACUGUCUGCUUGCACCAAGAGGAAUCCACAUGUGGCGGUCUUGAAACACACAGCGGGGAGGGAAAAAUGAAUGUAGCUCAACUGAGACCCUCAUUUUCUGGAAUGGUUCCCAAAGUCCCAAAAGUUUCUAUGUUUUUGGGCCAUUUUUUUCUUUCAUUGAAUUCCACUUUUUCUUUCCCUCAGUGUUGUAAUGUAGGGUCACAUGGCAGUAAUUUUGAUGUUUUUAAAGGUGCUUUCCCUACACACAUGUUCGUCAGUAGUUUCCAUUCACUGUCACAAUGUCCUAGCAAUAAUGAAGUGGUAGUUACGAAACUGUGUUUUAAAAUAAAAAAAAGAAAAAAGAAGUUAGCACAAACGUGAAGAGUUCCUGUCGAGAAGCAGUUGUACUUGACAUGUAUUUAUAAAACAGGAAGAGACUGUGCCUAAAACUCUCGGUUGUAAAUGGAUUGUUUCUCUUUGCUUUUAAUUCUCUUUUAUAAACACAUGCCUUGUCUGUGGCUCACUGAUAUAAAUGUAUGAAUGCGUGUGCGUGUAUGUGAGAGAGUGUGUAGUUUAUCACAGCAAAAUGUGUUCUUAUGCAGUGGUUUCUAGAGCAUUAGAGCAAGCGCCAGUGAACCACACUUACAAUGCCAAAUGUGUUUAUUUCUGUACAUAUCUGCCACAGAAGUGUCUUGUAUUUAACACUAUUAUUUAAGCUUAUUUAACCUAAAGUUGUUUAUUUUAUUAAGGUUUUUUUUUUUCUGCACUAAGGAGAGAUAAAGCUCUGUGUAUGUUGUAAAGUGUGUAGCUUGCCAGGGCAAAAAAAAACCUAUAUAUUUAAAUAUAUAAAUGAUGAUUUUGGAGAUUCCAACAUUUGGAUGCUGCUAGAUUACAGUUUGCUGGUUUGUAUGCUUUUAAAAAUGUCUCUCUCCGUAAACUGUCUCAUCCCUGGUGGGACACUGGUUGCUUUUUUUUGGGUUUUGUUCUAUUUUUGGUUUUGUUUUUUUAAUAAAUGUAGUUGUAAAAAUAA